AUGAAAAAGUGUAGUGGGUGUGGGCGAUUUGCUGCUGCUGAUGACUUUGCUCGGUGCACGAAAUGCCCGGAUGUCUACUGCAAAAAGUGUCGUAAGACAGGAAUAGUUCCAGAAGACUGGCUAUGCCCAGCGUGUGUAGCGAAACAGCCAAGAAAAAGCUGUGAGACCCCUCUGAAGGGUGUCCAAGAUGUUACCAUUUCUGAUCAAACCAACAACCAACCUCUCACUGCGGACGUAAUACGGGCAAUUAUAAGAUCAGAAUUAGCCGAAUUGCAAACCAGUUUCGAAAAGAGAAUAGUUCACUUGAUAGCUGAGAAGACUAAAGAGCUUACCAAAGAGAUAGAAUCGCUUAAAGAAUCACAAGCAUUUAUCAACAAAGAAUUCGAAGAUACUAAGAAGGAAUUCACUCAAUCUCAAGUUCACCUAAAGAAGGCACUUAAAGAAAAUGAAGCAUUGAACAGCACGAUCACUAAUCUGAAUGUUAAAUUGUUAGCUCUUGAACAGCACUCCAGGAAAUCUAACAUCGAAAUACAAUGUAUUCCUGAGCGUAAGUCGGAGAAUCUUAUUAAAAUGGUUCUUCAAAUCAGCAAGACUACAGGCAGUAACAUUACAGAAGAACACAUACAUCACUGCACCAGAGUGUCAAAAAUCAACGCUACAAAUUCAAGACCGCGCUCGGUUGUAAUACAAUUCGCAAGUCCUAGAGUGAGAGAUACUUUUUUAGCAGCGGUAUUGAAAUUUAAUAGGAAGAAGCAGAAAAGUGAUAAACUGAGCACUAAACAGGCAGGUAUCUCAGGUGAUGCCUAUCCAAUCUAUGUAGUCGAGCAUCUCACCCUAGAGCAAAAAAACCUUCAUGCCGCGACUAGACUCAAAGCGAAAAAACUCGGCUACAAAUAUAUUCUCGUCAGAAAUGGUCGCAUUUUGGUACGAGCAACUGACAGUUCCGAAUAUGUAGUAAUAAGGGACCUAAACGACCUUAACACUCUCAAGGAGUUGGAAAUAGUUACUGAUAAAAAAAGUAAAGGAUAA
Hyposmocoma kahamanoa is the source of this 1029-nucleotide messenger RNA. RefSeq lists its product as uncharacterized. The transcript has a single exon. NCBI's taxonomy places the organism in Eukaryota, Metazoa, Arthropoda, Insecta, Lepidoptera, Cosmopterigidae. The record is from RefSeq and is a predicted model, not a curated record. Bases 1 to 1029 code for a protein of 342 amino acids.